UUUUAGCGAUCAAAAUUUUGUUGCAACGAGGUAUUUUGUUAUUGGAUCGCUUUGCAGAAAAACAAUCCGUUCUACAAAAAAAAAUUAUGCUAAAAAAAUGGCACGUAAUAUGAAAAAGUAUACGUUUUUCAGGUGUGGAAUACUAUGGCUUUCUAUGUUGAUCUCAAUUUUAAAAUCUCAAUCAUUCCUAGAUAUAGAGGAAAUUUCAAGGAUGAAAUAUGGAGUAAUAAUAUCAAACAAUCCCGUAUUGUUUAAUGAGAAAAUUGGCGAAAAUGAGUUGAUUAUAUCCUCUAAACACGGACAACAAUACAUAUGCACUUUACCAGAAAUUCAGGUUGAUUUAAAUGUGGAGCAAAAGAAUUCAAACUUUCACUAUAGUUUGGUGACAAAGAUUUUAGAUGAAGCUUUUAAUGGAUCUUGUCUUACUUAUCACAAAGGGUGGUGGUCAUAUAAUGUGUGCCAUAAAGACAAGAUAGAACAGUUUCAUGUUGAAAAUGAUGCAAAAAUAAGUUCUGUAUCAUUGCUUGGUUUUUAUGAGUCUGAGGAUUAUUCAAAUGUUUCAGUGAGUGAAUCAGAAAUGCUAAACGGACCAGUACAUAAUCAAAAGUAUACAAAUGGAGCUAUUUGUGAUCUUACAUCAAAACCACGCAGUAGUGUAGUGAAGUACAUAUGUGGUGAAAAUAAUGCAAUUUUACAAGUUGAUGAACCUGAAUCUUGUCAAUAUGUUGUUACAAUAAGUAGCAUAAAACUUUGUUCUCACCCAUUAUUCAAAAAGCAAGAAGAAAAUGAACAUUUUAACAUGGUAUGCUCGCCCAGUCUUUCUCAGGAUGCAUACAAUAAAUAUAUUAAGUUGAAAAAAAAUAAACAAGCUAACAGUAGAGACUUAAAAGACAAAUAUAAAGAAAAGGAGGCUGCAGCAAAUAAGAAACCAGACAUCAAAAAUAUUUUUCAAGACCUUAAAGAUACUGCUACUGGUUUAGGCAUGUUGUUUGGAAGUUUCUUUGGAGAGUUAGGUGAAAGUAUGCAAAAAAUAGCAGCUCCAAUUAAAAGUGAAGCUGAAGAAAAACAAAUUAUAAGCACUAAGAAUGUUUCUCCCAUAGUAACAGAAAAUGUUCCAUCGUCUGAAGGAAAACAAGAUAUUAGUAAAAGGGAAAAAAUUUCAACAGACAUUUCUGAAGAUAAUCAAAAAACUGAAUUAAAUAAGUUACCUCUUGAAGGAAAUACCAAAAACAAUAAGAUUUCACCAUUAGAAACUGAUGUAGCAGAUAAAUUUUAUACUCGGAAAGGUCAGCUUUCUAUAGAAUAUAGUCAAUUAAAAGACAGUGCUAAAGAUGAAAUUCAAAUGUCCAAAAAAAUGCUAGAAAAAAUGCAGAAAAAGGUUGAUGAGUCUGAAACACCUGCAGAAAAAUUAGAAUGGGAAAAGCUUGUUAAGCUAUUGAAAGAAGACAUUAAAAAAUUUGAAGACCAAAUGAGUGUGUUGGAUCAACAAAUGACUGAAAUAGAAAAAGUAGAGGAUGAAACAGAGAGAAAUUUGCAUAUUGUUAAUGAUGAAAUAACAAGUGAAAGAAAAUUGAAAAAAAUUGCAAGUGCAUUAAAAUCCACAAACAAAUUUGAAAAGUCGUUGAUUGACCAUACCACAGAAAAAUUGUCUAACUCAAAGCUUAAAAAUGCUGAGGCAAGUGAGAGCAGUUUAUCUGCUUCACUUAAGCAAUUAGAUAAAGUUUAUAAGAUCUUUCAGAAAGGCAUACGUGAUAUACAAAUGAAAGAUACUGAUGCUAAGCCAAAAGACUCUCAAGAUGAAAUAAUUAAAAAAAACAGUGUUAAUCAAAAUUCUAAAAAGUUAAGCGAGCAUGUUAGUUCUAUCAAUGAAAAAGAUCAGAAUGAUAUGAGUAUUCCUAAUGAUGAAAUUAAUGAAAAAAAAAAUACUGAUGAUAAAAUGACAAAACAUUCAAAAACAUUGGAAAAUGACAAGGAAUCAAAUGAAAAUGAUGAAAAUAUGUUGGAGGUUAAGUUUGGCGUCCAGUCUUUUGAUGACUUAGCAAAUGAAAUUGAUAUGGAUGAUAGUGAUGAAAAUCUUGUUGAUAAAAAUGCAAAAGAUAUAGAAGUAGCAGUAAAAAAACAGUUACAAGAAGCUGGAUUUAAAAUAAAUGAUAAUAUCAAAAUAAAAAUUAUAACUUCUAAAGAAAAAUUCGAUAAAUAUAAUGCAAAUUCAAAACUUUUAUCUACAAGUGGUUCAUUCGAUUUUAAAGAUUUACUUAUGGGUUUAUUGGGAAAUAGUAAAGAAAAAGAAACAGAAGAGAAUCGAUACAAUGCUCUUCAGAGUAACUAUGAUACAAUUUAUGAUGAAAAUGAAGCUGAAGAAGAAAACAAACUUGAAGAGGGAGAUUUGAAUGAUGAAAUUGUUUAAAAAUAUUUAUUAAUAUUUAUUUUUAAACUUGCUGAA
Hydra vulgaris (swiftwater hydra) is the source of this 2443-nucleotide messenger RNA. RefSeq names its product putative leucine-rich repeat-containing protein DDB_G0290503. Gene Ontology annotation, biological process: endoplasmic reticulum unfolded protein response; retrograde protein transport, ER to cytosol. NCBI's taxonomy places the organism in Eukaryota, Metazoa, Cnidaria, Hydrozoa, Anthoathecata, Hydridae. The record is from RefSeq and is a predicted model, not a curated record. Gene Ontology annotation, cellular component: endoplasmic reticulum lumen.